AUGAAUCUGCCGCUGCGGUACAAAACGUUUAUCGUUUUUCUUGUCACAAUUGGACUACUACUUGGCGAAUUGAGAACGGCGAAGGGACAAGAUGAUUCACUUGCGGGAAGCUUUUUAUCUGGUUUAUUGGAUUCAAUUACAACGACAGAGGAUUCCAAAGACUGUCCAGGUGUUUGUGUUCAUGCCCUUGCCACGUUAAUCUGCUACGAAGUUCUCGACGACAUCCCGUGUCCUUCAGCUGGCAUGAAAUGUUGCGUCGAAAGUGCUCAAAGCCCGGCAAAUACGACGCAAGCUCCCUCAACUCAUGCCCCAUCGAAUCGUCGAACGACAAAAUCUCCCUCGAAACGCACAACGACGACUCAAACCCCCAUCGAUCGCAUGGAUGAAGAUGUCGAAAAGUGUCAGGGAGACUGCGUUGCGGAUCGUCUUGCCGAAUAUUGCGAAGCUUAUUACAAAAGUCCCAAAUCCUGCGGGUCAGGAAAGAAAUGUUGCGUCACGCGGGACUCCGAAUAUACGCCCGAUGAGGUAAUUGUGCCGUUCGCGAAUGCAAAUAACGCGUCAAAAUCGGAUCAGGAUCGAUUGGAGAGAGUUCCGACAGCAGAUCCGCCCAAAAGUAACAAACCGAAGCCAUCGAAGAAAGUAGCGCCGACAACAACUGCAGCGCCAUCUGUCGUUACGGAUGCCAAUGGACAAAAAGUUUGUCGCGGAAGAUGCGUUUCCGGGUUGUUUGCGUUGUUGUGUGAUGAUAUCGAUACGAAUGCUUUCUGUCCCGGCGAUGGAAAUUGCUGUAUUGACAAUGAUUCGGGUGAGAAUACGAAUGAUAUUGAGGAGCGGGUGACGACGCCAUCACCUUAUCCAAAAUGCCCCGGAUUCUGUAUGCUUUACAUCAUGGCUGCUUUCUGCGAACGUCCUUCAGUAUUGAUUCCAAAUACCUCAAAUUGUAAUUCUGGCUCUGUUUGUUGCGACAAUACUCGUUCUAACAACGUCAAAGCUCGUCCUCCGCCGAAAAGACCUCCUCCAACAACGACUCAACCAACAACUACGACAACAACAGCUGCUCCUGAUCCACGCGAAGAAUGUCCCGGCACGUGCAUCGUUUCGCUUUUGAGUUUCACGUGUUUCCGUAAUGCCGAGAUGACUGACAUCUUCAAGUGCAAAAAAUCCGGAACGCAAUGCUGCGCGCCAAAAAGCAAAAUUCAAGAACAUCUUCAACGUUUCAAUGCCACAGCUCCCAUUCCGGGUCCUUAUCAACCGCAAUAUCAACCGGGUCCGUAUCAACCUGUGCCGACGUACGAUCAUUAUGCGACGCCCGGACCUAUUGCGCCAGUUCAUCACAGCACUUUUAUGUAUGAGCAGCAACAAACGACGACGACGCCUCGUCAACCGGUUUACUCGAAAUACGUUUGCGGCGUCAAAGGAACCUCACGAAAUGGCGGAAGAUCGUAUUUAACGUACAGCGGUUUAGUGAAUGAGACGCAAAUUCGCCCGAGACACGCACGAAAAGUCGAUGAUUUGGGAGAUGCGGGUCUUUAUUUGAACAAGAAGAGCACAGAGCGGCUCGUUUUGGGAACGAGUUUGGUCCCAAUUCCAAUUGUGUAUCACGAUCAUAACUCGACAGUGCCUGAAACGAUCAGCAAUCCUUACUUUAUUGAAGGAAAUAACACGUACAUGGGAAGAAGUAACAGAAAAGGACGCGUUGUUGGCGGAGAAGAUGGCGAAAAUGGAGAAUGGUGCUGGCAGGUUGCUUUAAUUAACUCGUUGAAUCAAUAUUUGUGCGGCGCAGCGUUGAUUGGAACACAAUGGGUGCUUACAGGAGCUCAUUGCGUCACGAACAUCGUUCGUUCUGGCGACGCCAUCUACGUUCGCGUUGGCGAUUACGAUCUCACACGCAAAUACGGCUCUCCAGGCGCUCAAACUCUUCGAGUUGCAACAACUUACAUUCAUCAUAAUCACAAUAGUCAAACUUUGGACAACGACAUCGCUUUGCUCAAACUUCAUGGACAAGCUGAAUUACGAGAUGGCGUUUGUUUGGUUUGUCUCCCUGCUCGUGGCGUAAAUCAUGCCGCAGGAAAACGUUGCAUCGUCACGGGAUACGGUUACAUGGGAGAAUCUGGUCCAAUCCCAUUGAGAGUUCGCGAAGCAGAAAUUCCAAUUGUGAGCGAUGCGGAGUGCAUCAGAAAAGUUAACGCUGUGACGGAAAAGAUUUUCAUUCUACCUGCUUCGAGUUUCUGUGCUGGCGGCGAAGAGGGAAAUGACGCGUGUCAAGGCGAUGGAGGCGGUCCAUUAGUUUGUCAAGACGACGGAUUCUACGAAUUAGCUGGAUUAGUCAGUUGGGGCUUUGGAUGCGGUCGCGUUGACGUUCCCGGCGUUUAUGUCAAAGUUUCUUCGUUCAUUGGAUGGAUCAAUCAAAUUAUUAGCGUGAAUAAUCUUUAA
Culicoides brevitarsis is the source of this 2433-nucleotide messenger RNA. It is a transcript of the gene mas, whose product is annotated as protein masquerade. Lineage: Eukaryota; Metazoa; Arthropoda; Insecta; Diptera; Ceratopogonidae. Bases 1 to 2433 code for a protein of 810 amino acids. Gene Ontology annotation, biological process: proteolysis. Gene Ontology annotation, molecular function: serine-type endopeptidase activity. The transcript has 8 exons. The record is from RefSeq and is a predicted model, not a curated record.